AUGAAUUUAAAAUUAGUGAAUGGCAAAAUGAAACCAAAUCUUACCCCAAACUCAAGUAUCCUUUAAUUCAGCUGUUUGCUGGUCAUCCCAGCAGUGCUGAAAAGUCAAAUCGCUUGAUUUCCAAGAAGACAAAGGGUAAAAUCCUGGCUGUUAGGUUGGUCCUUUUUAAGAUUGUCACAGGCUGGAAUUUUCUGUUCAAAUUUCUGCCUUUAACAAUGCUUCAAGUGCUUUGUGUGCUGCCUUUCCAAAUGUAUAAACUUGUAAUAUUUGUAAAAUAUAGGAAACAGAUCAGUGUGACAGAGUGAUGAGGAGAAAACAGUCUGAUGGGGAAAGCUACAUGUCAAGCCAGCUGUCCAGAGUGCUUUGUUCUGGCCUUUCUUUCUCUCAUUUACCUCUUUUGCAUGCGAAAUGCAUGACACUGCUGCUAGCAUCACACUCACUGUACCCUGUUAUGCUGACCAGUUGUAUUAGGAAAUUGCAUGCUCUGAUUAUUGUGCUGUCAUUGGCAGUUUCUAUCAGCAUUGAUUAUACUGUGUUUUCAGUUGCUGACAUUUCCUCAGUUUUUAGUCAAAAUCAGUUUUCUGUGCUUCUUUACCGAUCAUAUGCUCAUAUCAACCUCACCUGAGGCGAUAUUCUUUGCUAUAUCAUGUGCUGUUGAUCAGCUAUAAUGCUAAUUUUAACUAGGAAAGGUAACCAAACUAGUUUCACCACUUUAACUGGUUACAUUGAAGUAAGGCUUUAAUGUCCCUUCCAACCUGAACCGUUCCAAGAUUCUACGUAUUUUUCUGCCAAGAGGAUAUUUGUGCAGAAUUUGUUCCCAUAUUUAGCUUUUACUUAAUCAGGAAUCAUUCUGUAAUUUCUAACUUGAAGAUAUUUAAAUAAUUCUUGCAAGAAAAAAUAUGAUCUGUUUAUUUCUUGAAAUAUAACCUCUUGUCCCUGUUUCAAGCUGUUCUCCGAGUUCUGAGUGGAUUAAUGUAAUGUUAGAGUAUGUCUGAGCAGCUAGAAGAUUAAGAUGUUUCUGGCAGAAAGUGAAGAGGAUUACUUUAAAGGCAAUGAAUAUGGUAAUUUCCACACUAAAUGUAAUUGAAUUGUCAUGAGGCACUGAACAUGUCAAACAUCGAUGUGUGUUACUUGUGUGGAGAACAGGAAGGUAAGCCACAGAGAUAUGUUCAGCAUAAAUCUGGACCCUGCUUCUGGCAGAAAUACAGUUUUGCAUUAUUUUAAUCAUAUAUUUAAUCUUGGUUUCAACUUCUGUUGUUUAAUCCGUUUGUGUUGUGGAAGAGCUCUGCAUCUCCUUUUGAGAAUAUUUUUGAAUGCAAGCAAUAGUCACUUGGUUGCAUUCUGUUAAUGAAAAAAUACCAUGGCCAUAGCUACUUAUUUUGCUACUCUCCUAUUCAAAUCAGAUCUUAUCUCUCUUUUACUGGGAAAAGAGUGAUAGAAGUAUUUCCCCAUUUCUCAAGGCCAAGCAGUAAUUGUUCUUUAAACAAAUAGGCUUUCCCCAAAUCUGUCCAUAAAACCAUAACAAGAAGUAAGGAUUAGGACGGCUCAACUUUGGAAUUCUCUCUGCAAGUAUAAAUUUACUUUUGAAAACUCAUAAUUGGUCUUCUCUAAGGAAUUAAUGUAAGCAGACAUCUGUUUGUGUCUUACAAAGGAAAAUACAAUUCAGUUUUGAUUAUGAUUCCUUUAGCUUCCUUCUUUGAAAAUAAAGCCUGGCUUCAUGUACUACUUUGUCAGUGUGGAUUAGUGGCUUAAUUGUGGGCAUUGGCAGUUUGGUAAGCAAAGUGUGUCAACUAGAAAAGCAUUAACAAAUGGUUUGGUGUAAUUGUAUUGGGAAUGUAUAGUUCUUAAUUGUGCUCUGGGUAGCAUGGAGUUCAGUUUUUGUCCUUGGGUGGUGAUGUUGCUGGGGAGGACAUUCUAGAAGGGGAUUUUUGUUGGCUGUUACAUAGCUAGCUGGGGUAACGGCCCAUGGUAAUUAUAGAAUUGUCAGAAAAAAGCAAGCAUGAAACCAGACUGCUUCAUCUCUUGCUCUCCUCUUUAAGCUUGGGAAUGAAUGAAGGUGGAUCCAGCACCGUGAGGAGCAACAUCACUGUGCUCAGACAGCACUACAGGCUGACAACAUGAAAUGAAGCAACUCACUUAUCGCCUUACAGGCGCAGAUGCCGAGCAGGAUGCUGCUGUCAAACUUGCCCAAGAACGAGCAGAGAUAGUUGCCAAGUAUGACAGAGGACGAGAUGGUGCACAGAUUGAACCAUGGGAAGAUGCUGACUAUCGCCUGUACAAAGUUACAGAUAGAUUUGGGUUUCUACAUCCAGAGGAGCUUCCUGUCCAUGAUGCAGCAAUAGAAAAACAAAAACACCUGGAAAUUGAAAGGACCACAAAAUGGCUGAAGAUGCUGAAAAGCUGGGAAAAAUAUAAGAAUAGUGAAAAGUUUCACAGGAGAAUUUAUAAAGGAAUCCCAUUGCAGUUCAGAGGGCAAGUUUGGUCUUUACUACUUGAUGUCCCUAAAAUGAAAGAAGAAAUGAAAGACUUGUACAGCAAAUUGAAGUGUCAAGCACGAGGGUCUUCACCAGAUAUUAGGCAAAUUGAUCUUGAUGUAAAUCGAACAUACAGAGAUCAUAUUAUGUUUCGAGACAGAUAUGGUGUUAAGCAGCAAUCUUUAUUCCACGUUUUAGCUGCAUAUUCCAUAUAUAAUACGGAAGUUGGAUACUGUCAGGGAAUGAGCCAGAUCACAGCUUUACUCCUAAUGUACAUGAAUGAAGAAGAUGCCUUCUGGGCCUUGGUGAAACUUCUCUCGGGUCCAAAGCAUGCUAUGCAUGGUUUUUUUAUUCCUGGUUUUCCGAAACUGUUGAGGUUUCAAGAACAUCACGACAAAAUACUGAAUAAGUUUUUGUCCAAACUUAAGCAGCAUUUGGACUCUCAGGAGAUGUCCACUAGCUUUUACACCACAAAAUGGUUUUUCCAGUGUUUCCUUGAUCGCACUCCCUUUACGUUAAGCCUCAGGAUAUGGGAUAUCUACAUACUUGAAGGAGAGCGGAUUCUCACUGCUAUGUCGUACACAAUUCUGAAGAUACAUAGAAAACAUCUGAUGAAAUUACAAAUGGAAGAGCUUGUAGAAUUUCUGCAGGAGACUCUAGCUAAGGAUUUCUUCUAUGAAGAUGACUAUGUAAUAGAACAGCUCCAAAAUUCUAUAUCAGAAUUGAAACGAGCGAAGUUGGAUUUACCAGUAGCUGGUAAAGAAGAUGAAUUUCCAAAGAAGCCGUUGGGGCAAAUUCCAUCAGGACCUCAGCCUGCUAUGCUUAAUUCCACUCCAAUGCUUAAUGGACAAAAUAGCACUGGUACACAAACAAUAAAAAGGACAGAGAGGAGACCAUCUCCUGUAGAAGAACCAGAAAAUUCACCAAAUAACCGAAAAAGAAUUAAUUCUCUGGAAAAACAACCUUCCUUAAAACAGCAGAAGUCUCGCCCGAUAGACACUCAGAGUAGUCAGUCUAAAAAUGAGGUUGAUGCCAGAAGAAAACCUCAGCCAACUGGGCAAGACAACUCAAAACAAUAUGAUAAUGCAGCUGCUAACCAAAAUUCUAAUGCUACUUCACAUACAAGAAGGGAAUUUGUACCUAAGUGGAAUAAACCAUCCGAUAUCAAAAUAAUUGAAAAGACUAUGAAACUUACUGCAGAGGUGAAAGGAAGGCCAAUAAAUAAUUCUGUUUCAAGCUCACCACCAAGUCCUACAGAAACACAGCCUUUGAAUGUAAAACAAAAGAUGAGGGUUUUGGAUGCUGAUGAAGGUAAGCGUGGGUCUAAUGCAUCACAGUAUGACAACGUUCCAGAAGCUGAUAAUGAGAGUGAGAAUCUUGUUGAAGAGAUGCUUGAGAGAGUUCAUCCACAGAGUCCUAGGCAUGUAGCAUUUACUAAUAGUCCAAGAAAACAAACUGAAAAAAUACCUGCUCCAUUAAAAAUGUCCAACAAUUAUACCUUUACUUCACAACCCAGAUCUCCAAAAUAUUCAUUGCAAUCUGAUGGACCACCUCAUGGACUAAAUGCAAAGCAGCUGCUGCCCUCUUAUAGCAAUCCUCCUACUUACCAUGGAAAUUCUCCAAAGCAUAUCUCCAGCAUAAGCAAUACAAGUUCUAUACCUCUUCAUUAUCAUGGGAAUCGAACCAGCCCUUCUGGUAGGCCAUAUGGCUCUUUUAUUUCAGCAGAUUAUUCUCCUGAUAAAUUACAAGUGAAUUCCUAUCCUGCGGGUCGCCAAAAUCCUCUUUCAUCAGCCCCUACUCGGAUAGACGUAGCCCCUGUCGAUGCUUACACCAGCAACUUGAGGUCCCCUACAGGUGUCAAAUUCAUAAUGCCUCCAGUGGAUUAUUUACCAGAAGACAGAAAGUGGCCAGAUGCUGCUUACAUGUAUAGACAUGAACCGUACAGGCAGCCCUGGAACCAAGACGUUAACAGGGGCCACUUGGAGAAUUUCCAGAAAUACCAGCAUUUUCAGUCAACACCUUUUCAAGACCAUAGUCUUCCUGCUGUUUCUGUGGAUAGCCCAAUAAGAUACAGGACUUCACCAACCUCUGAAGAGCAUGGUUCACCACAAUACCAAUAUUCAAAUCCAUCAGCUCAAGUCCAGCACUACCGAAAUAGAAAUGAUGGAUUAUCUAUGCAUGAAUCUGUGCUUCUCUGAAAAUGUCUGUUCUUAUUAAAAUGGCAAGAUCCAAACCCAGUUAUACAUUACUGUGUUAGUAGUAGUCCACCUCAUUUCUUCUAUGAAAUGUGGACAGUUAUGUGACUCUGCAAAAAUAACAACACUAUUUCAGAGCUGUUUCAGACUUUUCACUGAAGGCUAGGUGAGUUCUUAGACUUGCAUUGAAGCUAUUGAAAGUGAUCUGAUGCACAUAGACAUAGCAAUAGCAAUAAGAUCAUAUACACAGUAUGGCUAAUACUGUCAUUUUUCCUCAAAUUGAAAUAACUUGUGUUAUGAUCUUUCUGCCUAAAACCUAACACAUUUGCAAGUUUUAUUUUGACUGACAUUGUUAAUGCACUGUAUUAAGUAUGUGUGUGCGUGAGUGUGCGCUUACAUACACAAAUGCAUCUGGAAAAGAACUAAAGAGCUUAAAUGUAAAUGCAUUUAACUUUGGACAGAGGUUGUGAAGUACUUUUGUUUCGUAUUAAUUUUUCUUUAUAAUUUAUUUGAGAAGCCAUUCAUUUUGAAUGGGAAUUUCUGUCAUUUUUAUACAGCUGCCUCAGUAUCCCAGUAUCUGUUCUGGGCAGGAGAGAUACUUUGGGAUUAUUAAUUUAAAUUUAUGUGAGAGUUAAUUUCCUCUCCUUUGACUACUGUUUGUCAUUUUCCUCAGCAAGAAGGAGCAGACAGGCAAGAGCAGAAAGCCAAAAACAUCUCUAUAAUCUGGCUAAGGAAUGGUGCUUAAAAUUCAGGGCAGUCUCUAGUUUCUUAGGUGAAUUGAAAGUGGAUAAUUUUUACCUUUGCACCUAAAUCUACCUUCAGAAUGUCAUAUAUGCAAAAUAUUGGAGCACAGUAAGAGUAAUGCCACAUCCAGAAAUGGUGCUGCACCCUUUACUUUUUGCCAUGCUGUGCUGUCAAACUAAACAAAUUGGUUGCAAGGCCAAAUCUCAUAGGUAUCAGAGAAUUACUGGCUCCUUGGCGCUCUCAAGAAGCACAUGCAGGAGUUUGAGACUUGGUUGUGACUUGAUAUCCCCUGGGCUGUGAGCAUAUGCAGUGUCCUUUCUCUUAAGCUUUGUCAUGUCAAUUUUAUUUUGUUUCUCCCCCCCCCCAAAGAGCCAGAAGACUCAUGUCUGUGAUUGGGCAUGGGCUGCUGAGAAAAUGUGUUUUUUGUUUUUCUUUAAACUCUAAAAUCAACCUGACUGUUAAUAGGAAGCUUAGACUGCUGGUAAAACAUGUUUUUAAUGGGUGUUUGCAGCCUCUUCUGCUUUGUGUUUUCCUUUCAUUGACUGUGAAAUGGGGGUGACAAAAAUGCAGGUUAAAGUGGCCCGUGUAGGAUGAGCGCCUGGUAGGAAGUGCUGGAUGCACCGAGCUCUCAUUGAAGCCAAUGGGAGUUGAGGCAGAUAAGGAUCUUGCCAGAAGAGGUCCUUGGAGUGCUUAGCAGAGAGAUUUUCUGACGCUUAAGGACCAAGCAUUGGUAUCACCAUCAGUUUUGGAUGGUUUAGAAGGUUGUCCUAUUAUCUUUUGUUUUGUAAGAUUUGUUAAUUAAAGACAUAGAAGUGGAUUAUUUUUUUUUUUUUUCCUUUAAAGAAUGAGCUUUAGUGCCUAUUAUUGCUGCAGGUUGGCUCUGUAAGUUUUAAGGUACAGAAGUAAAACAAUUUUUACAAAUGGAAGUAACAUUUACUUAGUAUAUUUCAAAAACUUUUUGUGUAUAUGAUGUGUCUGAUGUAAUUUUUAAUGAACUGGGCAAUUUUAUAUUUUAAGGAUUGCAAACUGCAGCGAAGAAAUGGUAGCAAAGCACUACACUGAAACUCUAAAAUUGUGAAGAUAAAUAUGACUUGGGAUUACCUUAGUUCUGAUUGCUUACAGCAGCUUAGAAAUGUAUGUAUAUAAUAUUGUGGCUAAGUGUAAUAAUCUCAGUGUUUAACGAUGGUUCUGUAAUUCAUAACAAAGCUGUACAAUUUAUUUGUGCAAGCAACACAAAGCUCCAAAAUAUGUAUCAGCAGUAGUAAAUACUGUAGAUUUUUAUAUAUGAAAUAUAUACACACUAUUUUCUUA
Phasianus colchicus (ring-necked pheasant) is the source of this 6724-nucleotide messenger RNA. The record is from RefSeq and is a predicted model, not a curated record. Lineage: Eukaryota; Metazoa; Chordata; Aves; Galliformes; Phasianidae.